GUUGGGCAGCUCCACAGCCGACGACGCCAUCCAAACCGGACUCGAAACUCGACUUCGGGACUCGAAAUAGACGACUCGGCAACACCCGCGAGAUUCCGCCGCUUCCUGCCUGCCCGCCCACUUCCCCGACUUCCUGUUGAUCCAUUCCUGCCCGACACCGUCCCCAAAUGAAGCCCCUGCUGCCCGCGCCAUAGACACCUCUUUCUACCCACCCGGCCCGGGUUACGGCACCCAACAGUCGAGAUGCUGGAAGGCCUGGUUGCGGGGCUUUUGAACCGCUUCCUGGGCAUGUAUGUGAAGAACUUCGACCCCGCUCAGCUCAAAGUUGGCAUCUGGUCCGGCGAUGUCAAGCUCAGCAAUCUCGAGCUCCGCCGCGAGGCGCUCGACCAGCUCAAGCUCCCCAUCAACGUGGUCGAGGGCCAUCUCGGCGAGCUGACACUGGUCAUCCCAUGGUCCAAUUUGCGUGGCGCCCCUGUCCAGGUCUUCAUUGAGGACGUCUUCCUACUCGCGUCGCCGAAGGAGGAGGCCGAAUACAACGAGGAGGAGGAGGCGCGCCGGAAACAGAGAAUAAAGAUGGAAAAGCUCGACUCCGCUGAGCUGCUGAAGGAGAGGUCGAAGGAGGGUCUCAGCCAGGAGGAGCAGAAGCGCACGCAGAGCUUCACCGAGAGCCUUGUGACCAAGAUUGUGGACAACCUGCAGGUCACCGUCAAGAACAUCCAUGUCCGCUACGAGGACGCCAUCUCCGCCCCCGGCCACCCCUUUGCGCUCGGCAUCACUCUCGAGGAGUUCAGUGCCGUCAGCACCGAUAGCGAAUGGACGCCCACCUUCAUUCAACAUGCAUCCGAGACCACCCACAAGCUUGCCACCCUGGAGUCUCUGGCUGUGUACUGGAACACGGACACCAAGCUCAUGGGACCCGGCCGCGAGGCCAUGACGCCGGGAGUCGAGAUGACGCCCCACGAUGAGCUCUUGGCCAACUUCAAGUCCAUGAUUGUGAGGAGCGACAACGAUCUGUCCGGUGAUCACCAGUUCAUCUUGAAGCCUGUGUCUGGCCAAGCCAAGAUUGAGCUUGACAAGACGGGGAGUCCGCAAGUGCCGAAAUUCAAGGCCAACCUCCUCUUUGACGAGAUCGGUCUUGUUCUCGAUGACCAGCAGUACCGGGAUGCUCUGAUGAUGGUGGAUCGCUUCCAUUACUUCAUCCGGCAUCAGGAGUACAAGAAGUACCAGCCCAAGGGAGUGACACCUAAGGAGGAUCCGCGCGCCUGGCUCAAGUUCGCCGGCGAUGCCGUUCUGAGCAAGAUCCACGAACGCAACCGCCGAUGGUCCUGGGACUACUUCCGAGAACGCAGGGACGACAGGCGGCGGUACAUCGAGCUGUUCAAAAAGAAGAAACAGGACCAGCAGCUGACCCCCGAAGAGAAUGACGAUCUGAACAGGCUGGAGUGGAAGCUUAGCUAUGAAGAUCUUCGCUUCUGGCGCUCAUUGGCCCGCAACCAGCUCAAGAAGGAAAACGCGGAAGCCCUCAAGAACCGCCCUCCAGCCCCACAACAGCAGCAGCAGCAGCAGGGCUGGUUGUCCUGGGUCUGGGGCGCGAAACCCCCGCAGCAACAGGAGAAAGAAGACGAGACGGAGAAUACUCAGAUCACCGAGGAGCAGCGCAAGGAACUCUACGAGGUCAUUGACUGGGACGAGAAGGCUGCGCUCGCUGCCGAGGUCGACGUGCCCAGAGACUCUGUCAAGAUGCAAAUUGAGACGUCCCUGAGCACUGGGAGCUUCACGCUCAAGCAGAGCCCCCACGGCCCCACCAGGGACCUGAUCAGCCUGCACUUUGAUGUCUUCAAAGCCAAGGGCCUCAAACGGCCCGACUCUUUUCUGGUGGACCUGAGCCUGGGCGGCUUCCGUGUCAACGAUGGCACGACGCCGAGGAGCUUGUACAAGGAGAUCGUCCGCGUCAAGGACGCACCCACCAGGAGCGCCCAGAAGCGCCUGUCCAUCGCCGAGCUUGAGAAGACCAGCGAUGAACCCUUCUUCCAGUUUCAGCUGGAGCAAAACCCCUUGGAUGAACAGGGCGACGUCGCCGUGACCGCCAAGCUGAAGCCGCUGGAGAUCGUCUGGAAUCCGAACGUCGUCGUCGGCGUUGCCGACUUUUUCAGACCUCCUGAGCGCCACAUGGAAUCCAUCAACGCCCUCAUGGAGACUGCUGGCGCCACAGUGGAAGGCCUGCGUGAGCAAACCAGGGCUGGACUCCAGUUUGCUCUCGAGGAGCACAUGACCGUCAAUGCGAAGUUGGACCUGCAGGCCCCGCUCAUCAUCGUCCCCGAGACCAUCGUCAGCAGGAGCUCUCCAUGCUUGAUACUCGACGCAGGUCACAUCAGCGUCACCAGCGAACUUGUCGACAAGGACACAACCAAGGAGAUCCAGUCCAAACAGACGCAGACCCGCACCGACGAGGAUCUCAAGCAGCUAGAGUCCCUGAUGUACGACCGUUUCCUCGUUAAACUGACGUCGACCCAACUCCUGAUCGGGCCAUCAGUGGAGCAAACAAAGAAGCAGCUGGUGGAGAGGGACGACAAGCUCAUGUUCCACGUUGUCGACAAGAUUAACGUUGACUUCGUCGUCGAGACAUCGAUCCUCCCUAAGGCGCCGAACCUCACCAAACUCAGGGUCUCCGGGCACAUGCCUGUGCUCCAAGCCAGCGCCUCAGACUCCAAGUACAAGACACUCAUGCGGAUCAUCGAUGCUGCGAUGCCCAAGCUCGGUGCCAACCAGUCUUCUCCCCAUCAAGAUGACACCCCGCGUAAGCGGCCUCGGCAUGAGAGCAGCGCGUCGGCCCGCUCACGUAGGCUGAGUGAGAAAAGAUCCUCUUCUCAAUUCUUGCCCUUCGCAACAGAGCAGCAAGCCAUCAUUGUCGACGACGACGAGCUUGACAACGGCCACGACAUGUUCGAAGACGCUGAGCAGGGCUCGGAUGACGAACAGCUGAGGAUGCAGCAACGCAUCUUUGAAUUCAGGUUCACAGUAGACAAGCUUAAGGGUUCCCUGUAUCGCAGCGAUCCCGAUAGAAGACGGCCCGACCAGCUGCUUGUCGAGCUCGUUGCGGAGCGCUUUGGUGUCGAGUUCCACCUCCGGCCCUACGAUAUGGGUGCCGAUGUCACCCUGGGGUCCGUCACUGUGGACGACUUCGUGGAGAACCCGCCGGCUGAGUUCAAGUCGAUCGUGUCAUCCGGCGACGUUGAGGACCGCCGGGAGGCAAGAGACCUUGUACACGUCAAGUUUGUCAGGGUCAAGAAGGAGUCGCCUGAGUUCAUGGCUGGCUACGAAGGUGUUGAGACCAAUGUCGAUGUGGCCAUCUCCACCAUCAACUUGGUGGUCACACGCCGGACACUGCUCACUCUGCUGGAUUACAUUCUCGUCACCUUUACCAACAACAAUAACGAGAACCAAUCUCCUCGUGGCCCCUCGCAAAAGGCCCUCACGGAUCAGGACUCGGAGACAGACGUUGUCGUGGAGCGUCCAUCCCCGGCGGAGCAGCAGGAGGGUGGCGCAAUCAGGGUCAAGGUGGAUCUCAAGAGUAUCCGGCUGAUUCUGAAUAAUGACGGGAUCCGGCUGGCCACCUUGUCCUUCAACCAUGCGGAUAUCAGCGUCUUCCUCCUCGGUCGAACGAUGCGCGUUGCGGCGAGGCUCGGAGACCUGAGUUUGGUCGACGACAUUAAUCUCGGCGUCUCAGAGGACUCGAGCCUGCGUCAGCUGGUCACAAUUCAAGGCGACGAACUUGCCGACUUACGAUACGAGACCUUCGACCCCUCCAAGGUCGAGCGGUAUCCAGGCUACGACUCUUCCUUCCAUCUGCGGGCCGGUUCCGUCAAAGUGAACUUCCUCGAAGAACCGUUCCGGAAGAUCGUUUACUUCCUCGUCAAGUUCGGCAAAAUGCAGGCCAUAUACAACGCCGCGAGGCAGGCUGCCGCGAAUCAAGCCAAUCAGCUGCAGCAAAGCCAGAGUCGCAUCAAGUUCGACAUCAUAGUCAAGACCCCGAUCGUCGUGUUCCCUCGGGUCCAAGUCCUCGAACGUCCGAAACGGGACGUGAUCACGGCGUAUCUCGGCGAAAUUUACGCCCUCAACAAGUUCGCGCCGCUCGACGACUCGGAGGAUUCAGACAUCGCCAUGAAGCUCUCGGCUGGCAUCCGUAACGUCAGGCUGACGUCCAAUUUCCACUACAGCAAUGACCGUGAGGAGGAACUGGAGCUCAUCGACCACGUUGACAUGGGGUUCAAGAUCACGUAUGCCGAGCACAAGAACGGUGUGAAGCGCCCAGACCUGGAGAUCGAGGGCUCCAUGACCGAUUUCAACCUCCGCCUAACGCCGUACCAGCUCAAUGCCCUGCUCGAGAUAUCCAGGUCAGUGCCUGCGGUCUUUGCGGGAGAUGCCGAACAGCAUGCCGCCGAGGCCGAGCGGGAUGUCGACGGCGCAACCCUCGAACGCGCCCGGACGAUGCCCGGGUAUGGCGGAACUGGCACGAACGAGCAGCUGAUCGACAUGCGCCCGGAGCUCGGGACGCACGGCGAGGCAUGGACCAAGUUAGACCUCAUGUUUACCGUCAAGGAGAUUGGACUCGAGUUGAUCAACGCCUCCGAGGAUGCUCCUGUCGGCGACCUUGGCGCUGCCGGUCUGUCCAAAUUCAGUCUCAACUCGACUCGUCUCAAGACUCGCAUGGAUUCCAAUGGCAGCCUGGAAGCCGAGUUUGCCAUCCAGGCCUUUACCAUCUACGACACGCGGCGCCGCGACACAAACAAGUUCAGGCGCAUCAUGACGAGCAGUAACACAAGUGUCGAGCAGCUCAUGGCCAGCAUUACCAUGUCGGGUGGCAAGGACCGGAACAUCAUCGCCGUGGUUGCCAUCGACAGUCCCCGCUUCAUUUUCGCGCUGGACUACGUCUUCGCAAUCCAGAGGUUCAUCACAGUCGGGACACAGGUCAACGAGCCGGGCCUCCCCGAGCGAAGCCCACUGGGAAGUCCCGAGGAGAUGAGCGAUGCGGAUUCUGUCCAGGUCAACUUCUCGGGUAGGCGUUCGGAGAGUAGCAGCAGCCAGGCUGUUCAGAGCACCUCGCAUUCGCAGCCGCCGGAAAACAAGGAGCCUAAGACGAGCGUGGCAUACCGGGUCAAUAUCGUUGAUGCGCAAGUCAUCCUGAUCGCCAACCCAUUGAGCACCAGCUCGGAAGCGAUUGUCUUGGGUACCAAGCAAGUUGUUCUUUCGCAGCAACACGCGCUCACAUUCCAAGUCUCACAAUGCGGCAUGUUCCUGUGCCGCAUGGAUCGAUUUGAUGACACACGCCUCCGGAUCAUCGACGACUUCUCCGUCCAGCUGUCCGUAGACAACUCGCAGCCCUCGGCAACCAAGAUCUUCGCUGAUAUCGAGCCCCUGAUCCUUCGGCUGUCGCUGCGCGACAUUCUCCUCGUUAUGCAGACUGUUUCCAAGGCCUCAGAGUUGUCAGGCGGUGAUUAUGUUACUCCGGCGGCCAUGGCGUCAGACCAAAAAGCAAAACAGUUGAAGGCAUCGGGGUUGACGCCGAGAACGGCGAGCGGCAAGGGACCGUCGACCUUGGCGACGAAGACCAAGCGAACGAGCAAAAGCGCAGGUAGCGCCUCGCAGUGGAUCGGACAUCCGCAGCCCCAUGAUAUUGUCAAGCCGCCAUCGAAGUACGAGGAGCUCACCCUUACAGUUGAAGGUGUACGUGUUGUGCUUCUCGGCGACAUCCACGAACUUCCGAUCCUCGAUAUGAGCGUCAAGAAUUUUACUGCGACCGCGGAAAACUGGUCGUCAAACCUCCGGGCGGAAACCGCCAUUGACAUGUACACCAACGUCUACAACUUUGCCAAGUCGGCCUGGGAGCCCCUGAUUGAACCCUGGCAGGUUGGUUUCGGCAUUGCGCGAGGCCAGAACACCGGCGUUCUGUCGGUUGACGUGGCGUCCAAGCGCAACUUCGACGUUACCAUCACUACUGCCAGCAUUGCUCUCUUCUCCAAGUCCUUCGCCUUUUUCGCCCAGGAUCAAGACGUGCUCAGUAAGCCUCGGGGUGUCGAGGCGCCGUACCGUAUCCGAAACUACACUGGCUUCGACGUUGUGAUGCACGCCAAGCGUCAGGGCAGCGACGAGGUCACGUCUCUGCGUCUCGCCGACGGGCAGGAAGUACCAUGGAGCUUCGAGGACUGGGAGAAGAUGCGCGAGAGCCUGCUCACCGAUACCAGCGCGGCGAACAGCGUCGCAGUCCAACUCGAAGGGAGCGGCUUCGACAUGGUGAAGAAGAUACGGCUGACUCGAGAGGGCGAGUUCCUCUACGCCUUGAAGCCCAAGGCUGACGAGGUGCUGCACAAACUUCUGGUGGAGAUCAAGCUUGGCACCGACAAUGUCAAGUAUGUCACGCUGCGCAGUCCGCUGCUGGUCGAGAACGAGACGGACCUUCCAGUCGAGCUCGGCGUGUACGAUGCCCACGAGGGCCACUUGCUCAAGAUCGAGAAGAUCGCGCCUGGUGAGAGCCGACCGGCCCCUGUCGGCGCGGCUUAUCUGAAGAGCUUGCUCGUCCGUCCCGAUCCGGGUUUCGGAUACGGAUGGAGCACCGACACGCUCUGGUGGAGGGAUCUGCUCAGGCGGCCGACAAGGACGCUGGUUUGCAAGGGGGAGCACGGGGAUCCGUUCUACUUCCAGAUGUCGGCGCGCUGGGACAAGUCCAACCCGAUGACGAGAAACUAUCCAUACAUGCGCCUGAAACUCUCUGCGCCUGUCACCCUGGAGAAUCUCUUGCCGUAUGAUUUCAAGUACCGGAUCUACGACAAGAACACCAAAAAGGACUGGCCCAACUUCCUCCGCAAGGGGGGUGUCAGCCCCGUCCAUGUUGUUGAGUUGUCUCACCUCUUACUGCUCAGCAUCGACAUGCAGGAUACCCUGUUCAAGCCCAGCGAGUUUGCCAUCAUCAACGCCGGCGCCACCGACGACUUCAAGAAGGAAACCCACCUCGUCUGCAAGGACGACGCUGGUAUGGCUUUGAAUCUCAGGCUGCAUUACUUCCGGAUUCCGGACAGCGGCGGGGCCUUCAAGGUUACAGUCUACAGCCCCUACGUGGUCCUAAACAAGACGGGUUUGGACGUGAGCAUCCGCUCCAAGAGCUUCAUGCAACAAGCCAGGGCGGCAGCAGGGCAGGCCCUUAUCGACCUGGGUGACGGGGGCGAGCGAAAGACGCAACCUCUCAUGUUCUCGUUCAACAGCGACGACCACAGAAACCGCGCGAUCUUGAAAGCGGGGGACUCAGAAUGGAGCAAGCCGCAGAGUUUCGACGCCAUCGGGAGCACGACGGAGGUUGUGCUCCGUUCUGCCGCCAAGAACGCUGAGAUCCACCUUGGCAUCACUGUCGACUCGGGCCUGGGCAAGUACAAGAUGGUCAAAACGGUGACGCUGGCGCCGAGGUACGUCAUCCAGAACAAGCUUGGAGAGGACAUCAACGUCCGCGAGCCUAGCUCCUCCAGCUUGAUGUUGCUCAAGAACGGCUCGCUUCGGCCGCUGCAUUACCUCCAGAACGGCGCCGUCAAGCAGUUGUGUUUCUGCUACCCCGGUUUCGACAACCAAUGGACGGCGCCCUUCAACAUCUCGGACCUGGGCAUCACGCACCUUAAGAUUGCUAGGGCCGGCCAGCGGCAGAGGCUCAUCCGGGUCGAGAUCCUCAUGGAAGACGCGACCAUCUUCUUGAACCUCAGCAUGGAGCAGAGGAACUGGCCGUUCUCGAUGCGUAACGAGAGCGACACCGAGUUCACGUUCUACCAGGUCAAUCCCAGCCUCGACGAUGAUGGCACUGAGGACCGAUCGGGAUGGAGGCCGGUCCGGUACCGCCUCCCGCCGCGGAGCAUCAUGCCGUAUGCUUGGGACUUCCCAGCCGCCAAGCACAAGGAGAUCUGCAUCAACGCGUACAACAGGGAGCGGCAUGUGAAGCUGGCCGAGAUUGGUAACCUGAUGCCCAUGAAGGUCGUUGGCGCAAACGGCCAGUCCAAGAUCAUCGACAUCAACGUGACCGCCGACGGCCCGACACAAACGCUGAUCUUGUCCAACUUCAAACAGUCGAAGAGUCUGUACCGGCAGCGGUCGAAUGCCGGGUCGGCCAGCAGCCGGGAGGGCUUCGAAGCCAAGGAACUGGACACCAACACGACAUUCAGCGCGCAGUUGAGGCUGUCCGGGAUCGGCAUCUCCCUCAUCAACUCGCAGCUGAAGGAGCUAGCGUACCUCACUUUCAGGGAUGUCCAGCUCCGAUACAGCGACUCGCCCAUGUACCAGACGGUGAGUCUGGCUGUGAAGUGGAUCCAGAUCGACAACCAGCUGUACGGUGGUAUCUUCCCUAUGAUCCUCUACCCCAGCGUUGUUCCAAAGAGAGCGCAGGAAAUCGAGGCGCAUCCGUCGCUCCACGCUAUGGUAACGCGGGUCAAGGACGACUCGUACGGUGUGGAGUACAUCAAGUAUGCCACUGUGCUGCUCCAGGAAAUGACGGUUGAGCUCGACGAAGACUUCAUCUAUGCAGUGCUCGAGUUCUCCAAGGUUCCUGGCGCAUCCUGGUCGUCAACCGAAGAGGAGGACAAGCUGUGCGACGACAACAUCGACAUUCCGCAGCCGAAGCAGCAACAGUCCGGCAGGGACAUCUACUUCGAGGUGCUCAACAUCCAGCCGAUGCAGCUGGACCUCUCGUUCGUCCGGACGGAGAGGGUCAACGUGGAGGACAAGACGUCGUCGAAGAACCCCAUCAUGUUCUUCUUCAACGUCAUGACCAUGGCCAUCGGCAACGUCAACGACGCGCCGGUGCGCUUCAACGCGCUGAUGCUCGAGAACGUGCGGGUGUCCAUCCCGGUCCUGAUCCAGAACAUCUCGAACCACUACAGCCAGGAGGCGCUGUACCAGAUCCACAAGAUCCUGGGCAGUGCGGAUUUCCUCGGCAACCCCGUCGGCCUGUUCAACAACAUCAGUUCGGGGCUGUCCGACAUCUUCUACGAGCCCUACCAGGGUCUGAUAAUGUCGGACAAGCCCGAGGAUUUCGGCCUCGGCCUCGCGCGCGGCGCGGGCUCGUUCUUCAAGAAGUCGGUCUACGGCUUCACCGACUCCUUCUCCAAGGUCACGGGCAGCUUCGCCAAGGGGCUCGCGGCGGCAACCAUGGACAAGCAGUUCCAAGACCGGCGGCGCAUCACGCGGGCCCGCAACCGGCCCAAGCACGCGCUCUUCGGCGUCACGGCGGGGGCCAACAGCUUGCUUACCUCAGUCGCCUCGGGCGUCGGCGGGCUCGCGCGCAAGCCGCUCGAGGGCGCCGAGCAGGAGGGCGCCCUGGGCUUCUUCAAGGGCCUCGGCAAGGGCGUGGUGGGUCUCGCGACGAAGCCGGCGAUCGGCGUGCUCGACUUCGCGUCCAACGUGUCGGAGGGCGUGCGCAACACGACGACGGUGUUCGACGGCACCGAGCUCGACCGCGUGCGGCUGCCGCGGCACAUCCCCGCCAACGGCGUGGUGCGGCCGUACAGCCAGCGCGAGGCGCUCGGCCAGAGCUGGCUCAAGCAGGUCGACAACGGCAAGUACUUUGACGAGCAGUACAUCGCGCACCUGGAGCUGCCGACCGAGGACGUGGUGGUCAUGGUCACGUACGCGCGCCUGCUGCUCAUCCGCAGCCGCCGGCUGCAGACCGAGUGGGACGUGCCGCUCAAGGACGUGCAGACCUUCGCCAAGGAGCGCACCGGCAUCAGCGUCGUCCUGCGCGGCGGCAUCAACGGGCCCUUCAUCCCCAUCGCCGAGGAGAGCGGGCGUGCCUUCUUCUACAGGAUGCUCGGCGUCGCUGUUGAGGAGUAUAACCGGCGCUUCAAGGGGUUGGAGUAGGUCGCUGGCGGUAUUUGGAACGGGAAACAAAAAAAAAUGAGGGGGAUGGGGAGAUUCUGGAAAGAGGAUGAGGCGUAUAUGGCGGAUGGUGGGUGGAGGGAGGUGGUGGAUGGAGAGAGCGGCAGAUCGUGGCGAGGUUUGGGUGGAUGGACAUCCGUGGUUUUCGGUGUUUUUUUACAGUUCCUGUGAUGCAUACCUUUUGACUGGGUGUUAGUUAGCAGAUGAGACGAUGACAACGCCCUAAACAUAUGGUUUCGUGUACUGCGUAAUACCUACGAUUCACCUCACCAAGGGAGAUGCAAAAGUCGAGGGAAUGACUUUGUUUACGCUCAAGUCAAUUUUGUGAGAAGUUGGUUAGCC
This is a messenger RNA of Thermothielavioides terrestris NRRL 8126, 10245 nucleotides long. RefSeq lists its product as uncharacterized. The record is from RefSeq and is a predicted model, not a curated record. The transcript has 2 exons. NCBI's taxonomy places the organism in Eukaryota, Fungi, Ascomycota, Sordariomycetes, Sordariales, Chaetomiaceae. Gene Ontology annotation, cellular component: extrinsic component of membrane. The coding region runs from base 244 to 9885 and encodes 3213 amino acids. Gene Ontology annotation, biological process: protein targeting to vacuole; protein retention in Golgi apparatus; late endosome to vacuole transport.